This is a messenger RNA of Rotaria sp. Silwood1, 642 nucleotides long. Lineage: Eukaryota; Metazoa; Rotifera; Eurotatoria; Philodinida; Philodinidae. The record is from the annotation of a GenBank genome assembly.
AUGAUCCAUAUAGGUACAUCCGGAUGUGGAAAAUCAACAAUUAUUCAACUAUUGGAACGAUUCUAUGAUGUUACAAGUCGUGGAAUACUUAUUGAUGACAUUGAUAUUCGACACUUAAAUCUUCAUUGGAUUCGUUCUCAAUUCGGUCUUAUCAGUCAAGAACCAAUUUUGUUUGAUUUAACAAUUGCUGAAAAUAUUGCAUACGGUUUAGAAAAUGUUCCAAUGGAAGACAUUAUCAAUGCAACAAGAAAAGCUAAUAUUCAUCAAUUUAUUGAACAAUUACCUCAGGGUUAUGAAACAAAAGUAGGAAUGAAAGGCAGUUUUCUGUCAGGUGGUGAAAAGCAACGUAUUGCUAUUGCUCGAAUUCUUCUUCGUCAACCUAAAGUAUUGCUCUUAGAUGAAGUUACAAGUGCCAUGGAUUCACACAAUGAACAAAUUGUACAAAAAGCUCUUGAAGAAGUUCAAACAGUAGAUUCUAGUCAAACAUUACUCAUUAUUGCUCAUCGUCUUUCAACUAUUCGCUCAUGUGAUUUGAUUUGUGUACUUGAUAGAGGACGUAUAAUGGAGAGUGGUACUCAUACAGAACUGAUACAGCGACGUGGUGCUUAUCAUAGAAUGCUUCUUCGAAACAAUUUACAAUGA